CGGGUCGAUCGGAGGCAGGAGCGAUGUGAAGGCUGACGCGGAGGUUGAGAGCAGCAAAGAUGGUAGGGUUAAUUCACCCCACUGAGGGCGAAGGGGGAUCAUUCACACCUGAACCGGGAUCGGCAUGCAGAUUAGGAGCUCGCAGAUUUUGGAUUGUACCGGUCACAGUGCAGAACUCAAGGACUUCCUGAGGAUUGGUUCAAGGGAGACGUCGCACGAUUGUGGAUAGUCGAGGCACCUCCUGGGGUUUCUGUAAACAGACCAUUUCUGGCGAUAGUCGUUGGAACAAUUUCUUCUUGGGAUUCGCUGAUAGUCUAGCCCUGGAAGCCUUCUUGGUGUUGAUGAAACAGGACCUAUGCAGGUGUCAGGAGCAAUGUACCCAACCACCACACAUCAUCCCUCUAGCAGAAUACAGGUACCGUACUUGUGCCACCCCUUUAUGCCAAGAAUGAUCUCCUAAGUACGCACCUGGCGGUGACUUUGUGGUGGGUUGGGGAGUCAUUGAGAACCCGAUAAUUUCGGGAGACGAGGAUAUCUUUGUUAUGCGGACUAAUGGUGGGGGAGAAUGCAGCAAUCGGGGAUUAGAGCACCAUUGAGUGACAGAUAGGCCAUGCUUUUCAAGAGGUCGGAGAGGUUCAGUACUGUCAAAUACCUCAUACCUGAAAGCAGAGCUAAAGAGAUGUACUGGACUUCUGCAGUACAGGUAGUGUGCUCGAGUACAGUACGGUACAGUAUCGGGGGUUCAGGGUAAGUGAGGCGAAGCGGUUCUCAUUGGUUCCACCAACCGAAAACCAUUUUGCUUACAGGACCACUUCUCGGAAUGCUACUGUUUAUAUGUCCCCCUUCCCGCCUGUGUUUUGGGUUCACCAGGCAGCAGGGGAUAAUAGCGAAUCACAAGUCUGCCUCGACUCUUGUAAGUUAUCUGCACAUCAACUAUUAUUGUCAAUUUACUAACAUAAUAUUGUGACGAAGGCAACCAAUGGUACUACUGCCGUGGCAAAUCAGCCGGAGGCCAACGAGACCAAGCCUGCAGAGCCCAAAGCCGAGAAGACGAUUGCCGAUGGGAUCCUGACUCUUAAAGAGUGAAUUUCGGAUGUCCCAAAGGUAAGAAUGUUGUAUUAAGCUCGAACUGUGCUAACAGCUCGUCCAAAAGGACUUGAGCUCCCUUGGGAAGAAGGUUGACAAUGGGUUCCAUCGUCAAGACAAUUGGAAUAGGUCCUUGUUGGACAUGUUUGUGUCAGUUGUAUGUUUUGUUUGCAAAAAAAUGACCUAAUUGUGUUUUACUGACGCAUCUGCUAGGUUGUGCUGAAGUACACCUACACUGACGAGAGACCAGAAGAAAGGAUGCAAGGAGAUGUUAAGUCAGAGAUUGCAGCCCGAGAGGCAAGGAUCAAGUUGGAUGGUGUAGCUCUGGAAUCGGAGAUGCUUGUAGGGCUUGUGUUAAUGGAAAAGCGAUUGGCAAAGGAGGUGAUCACCCACCAGGGUGAGACUGAAGCUAAGAAAUGAUAAUUUGCUUGCCAUUUG
Molecule: messenger RNA, 1524 nt
Organism: Tuber aestivum (summer truffle)
Lineage: Eukaryota; Fungi; Ascomycota; Pezizomycetes; Pezizales; Tuberaceae
Source: the annotation of a GenBank genome assembly